GUAGUUUCGUACACUAUCAUUUUUGAAUCUUCAACUUAUUAUUCUAUAUCGUACUCAUCAUCCUGGUCCCAUCUAGUCUAGACUACUGUAAAACCUUCACUGUUAUCAUUCCACUACUCCAUAUAUACGUCUAAAUCCUUUUCAACACUUUGAUAAUCUGGUCUACUUUGAUCUCUUGGCAUAUUGACAUUAUUUGAGGUUUCUGUCACCAGAUUAUCUUCAAGUACCAGUCGACACCUAAGUUGUACACACAGAUAUCUACAAAAUACGAAAUACGAUAUCCUUUGUCCCACCAAAUCUCAGUUCUUACAGUAUCCCUAUCUUUGUGCAUACACGUGUGGAUGCAUUAAUUUCCCCUUUCACUUCCAGGUCUACUUUUUACCAUUAGUGAACUUUAUUAAUUAAUUUCCAUUUAUUCAACCAAAAACAUCUUUCUUGAUAAAUUUGGAAAACAGUCUGGUCCUGUCCUCUUUAAAUCCUACGACCAACUCAACAUUACCUACCUACCAUACCAACACUCCUUUAACAGAUGCCGUAGCUGAUUUUGGAAAUUCCUUGAUUCUUACUCUCCUAGAGUAUUCUACAAUUUCUCUAAUCGACCCCUCCGUUAUCUCGAGACCCUUACCUACGGCCCCUUAUCGAACAACUUUUAUCACAACCCUCACUCGUUAUAACUACGAUACAAUCGAGAAAUCGAAGUCCUUGGGGGAAAAGCUUGUAGUCUUCUCGAUUCUUUGCCCAACCUCACCAUGAGGCGUGGUACUCUUCUAUUCCUGGUCAUCAAUUUUAUAGUAAUUGGUUUCCUUGUAAAUGCCUUCAGCACCCUCAUAUCACUACUCUUCAUAGAUGGAGCUGCAGAUGCUAUUCACCGCUCCGAAAUACCUGCGCCAGGUUCCGAAUUGAUCGAGAAUCGCACACAGCUUAUCCCGAAGAUCAUUCAUCAGACAUAUAUCAAUGAGUCGAUUCCUGAGCGAUGGAAGGCAGGACAACAAUCGUGUAUUGAAUUGCAUGAUGAUUAUGAAUAUAAGUUAUGGACAGAUGAAGCUUCAAGAGCUUUCAUUGCAACGGAAUAUCCUUGGUUCCUCGAUACAUUCGACAGUUACCCCUUCCCAAUCCAACGCGCAGAUUCUAUCCGCUAUUUCGUAUUAGCACAUUACGGAGGCAUAUACAUCGAUCUCGACGACGGCUGUAAACGACGUCUCGAUCCCCUCCUCAGCUAUCCCGCCUGGUUGCGCAGAACAAUUCCCACCGGAAUCAGUAACGACGCCAUGGGAUCCGUGCCUCAACAUCCCUUCUUCCUCCGCGUCAUCGAAUCUCUCCAAGCAUAUAAUAGAAAUUGGGGCAUGCCAUACAUCACCGUCAUGUACAGCACCGGUCCGCUCUUCCUCUCAGUCCUCUGGAUCGAAUACAUGCGAACUGUUACCGACGAAGCAGGCCGCGUGCGUAAUCUCAUGCCAGAUGAAUACAACAAACACGCAUGGAGUUUCUUCAACAUCGUCAAAGGCAACAGCUGGCAUGGAAAAGACGCACAGACGAUCUUCUGGAUGGGCAAACAUUGGUUCUUGCUCACGGUCGCCGGUUUUGCCAUCGCGGGAGUUGUAGGUGGAUUUCUGUGGUUGGCGUGGAAUAUGUGGGUGGUGCGAUCGGGCAAAUCGUCGAGGAGGGGAAUGGCUCUUUGGAGAAGGGUCAGUGGGAAGGAUAGAUAUGAAUUGUUGGAUCGUUCGGUGUGAUUACAUACAUUUAUUGGGAUUCGGAUGGGACUAACAGGGUAUAUGUUAAGAUGAUAUGAUAUUUGUAAUUAUGGGAUAGGGUUUUCUGGAUAGACAAACGAGAAAGAUGUAGAUUGUAUAGGGAUAUUAAUGGAUGAAAUGAAUUAACGGAGAAUUUUUACACACAAAUCGUGCAUCUGGACUUUACUGAAUGGAUAUUACCAUGAGAUUUUGCAGGCGGAUGGGUCUAAGAAUCUGGCAAUUAGGGUGAAAUCAGUGUUGGUUUAUAUGAGA
Botrytis byssoidea is the source of this 2003-nucleotide messenger RNA. RefSeq lists its product as uncharacterized. The coding region runs from base 750 to 1730 and encodes 326 amino acids. Gene Ontology annotation, biological process: mannosyl-inositol phosphorylceramide biosynthetic process. The record is from RefSeq and is a predicted model, not a curated record. NCBI's taxonomy places the organism in Eukaryota, Fungi, Ascomycota, Leotiomycetes, Helotiales, Sclerotiniaceae. Gene Ontology annotation, molecular function: mannosyltransferase activity. The transcript is spliced from 2 exons.